AUGAGUCACGUUACAAGUAAGAGCUUCGACAAUUAUCAUAAUCCGAGAUUUUUGAAUUCCCAGUCUAGUGAUGGCUAUGCAGCAAAUCAUGCUUACCAGUAGCACAAUUACAUUCAUUAAUAAAACCUAAGUCAAAAUGUUAAAGUUUUUGAGGAGCAGCAUUAGUACCAAUAUCAUCAUGAAAAGUAACCCUCAAAUGUCUCGAGCUCUCAUGAUUCCAACAAGUUUAAUUAGAAAAUCAUUUUGAAUCAUUCUAAAAUCUAUGAGGACAGUUAAGAGUAAGAUGAAGAUGAUGAUAAUUUGGAAGAGAAGUACUAUAAUCCUAACGAACAAUCUAACAAUUUGAUAAUUGAAGAGAAUUCCUUAGAAUCCAAGAAAUAGCUUUAUGAGGAUUCAUUUGAAGAAGAGGAGAAGAAACUCUAAAUUGAAUCAAUAAUAAAAAAAUAGAGCUUACCAAGAGACUAACACUAGCAUCAUCAAUAUGACAAUAUAGUGGAAUAUUAGCAUCAAUUUGAAUAAUUUUAACAUCAUCAGCAUCAUAUGCCUCUCUAAUAAAAGAUGUAAUUAUAGGAGAUAUAGCAAAGAGAAUUAGACCCUAAGAACUUUAAGAGAAUCAGAGUCUCAAAUGAAUAUAAAAAAGAAUAGUAAGACUAACUAAAGGAUUUAACUCCAGGAUCUCCAUCCACUAACAAUAACUCUGGCAUUCUCUUUUAAAGAAUGUAUGGUAAUGAUAAAGAUUAAUCUAUGAUACAUAAAAGUCCAAACUCUCCUGUAGAUGGUACUAAUAGAGAGUGGGCACUUGAGACACUAUUAAAAGAUGAAAAAGUAAAUGUUAAGCAUCUAGAAUAAAGAAAUUAAGCUCUGAAAGAUAGAAUUCAAAAUCUAGAGAAUAUGCUGAAGACUAGUGGCACGUCAGCUAAUCAUAACAAUAUAAACAAUAGCAUUGCUGUCAAUCAUUUAGAUUCAAUGAGUUAAAAUGUUUUGACAAACACACAUACAAUGACUAUGGACAAUGAUAACUCAAAAACUGCCUCUUAAUAUACUUCAACUAUGAUUUUAAACUCUCCAAAAGAAGAUCCACAUAAGCAAUAUCUCUUGUAAAAGAUGGACUAAAUAUAGUACUUAAAUCAGCAAUACGAUGUAGAGAAUUAAAGACUUAAAGCUAGGUUGGAUGAUGUGCUUAAUCGCUUAGAGGACUUUGAAGCUGAGAAAUAAGCUUUAAAAUAUGAUAAUAACAAGAUGAUGAAUGAGUUAGAGAUGAGAAUAUAAGAUUUAUAGCUAGAACUAUCGCAAGCUCAUCACACAUCAUUACAUGAAAAAGAUUAAACAAUAAGCCAACUCUAAGAGCAUAUCAAGUUACUAGAAAAUUAGAUUUAUAAUUAAGAAAUACAAAACAGCUAAACUCAGAGUGCAAAGCAUUAGCAUCUCGAGAAGACCCCACUGUUUUAGUAAUCAUAAACUUCAUUCGGAGGAAAUAAUAGUGGAGACCAGAAUGUUUACAGAUAUAAUAGCAGAGGGUAUCAAACAUUGGUUAACUCACAAGGAGUACCGAAUGGAUAAGAUACUGGAAAUGUUAAUGAUAAUGAUGCUAAUAACUCAAGUACAGGAUAAGCAUUUUAAGAAUAGGUGAGACAACUUGAAUUACAGUUGCAAGAGACGAAAUAAUACUAUGUAAGCAAGCUUUCUUUGCUAGAAAGGUAGUAGAAACUGCAAUAAACUUUUGCAAAAAAUCAGACUCUUUCAAGUGACUAAAGAGAAUUGACUUUUGGUGAAAAAUAAAGACUAUUUGAUCAGAUAGCAUUAGUAGAAGAGGAUAGAGAUCAGGCACUUAGAAAGAUUAAAGUACUUGAGAAUGAAAACUAACUAUUAAUGAGAAUUAAAAAUGCAGAUCAAGACACUUAACAAAGCAUUCAGGGUUAAUCAGUAGAUUCAAUUAUUGAAUGCAUACUAAAUCCUAAAAUAAGGGAGAUAACUGAUAUCCUAAUGAUGAUUGAAGAUGCUAUUUAAAUUGGAGAACCGAAUAAAGAUCUAUAUUUUAUCCUUGAAAACCUGAUUUCUCAAAUUGAAUCUAUGAACAAUCAAAGAAUAUUUAGCAAGAGUCAGAUCAAAUUAUUCGAAGACUUGACAGAAACGUGCCUACUUAUUUCGUAAAUGAAAGAACAGAGAGAAAUAAUUGACACUCUACAUAAAAUGAGGCAGUUUACAAUGAUUGAGCUAUAGUAGCUUGUUUAGUCUCAAGCUUAAACAGCACAGUUACAACCAGAAAAAGAUGAGGGAAUUUAGGCAAAAGAUCUCGAAAAUGAGAUGGAUGAGUAUUGGUCAGAUUUCUCUGAUGAUGAUUUCUACAUAGAGGAGUAAGAGGAAAAAGAAGUACUCAAGGAAUUCUAUAGUCUUUAAUAAUGGAUUCUACAAUUUAUAAAACAAUCUGACGUUGAUUUGUUGAAGCUUCUCUAGUCUUAAGAGAGAGACUAUGAAAAUCUAAUUUCAUUAAGAGAUCUCCUUCAUUCCUUGAUAAAGAUUGGUUACAAUAGCAAUUUCGUCUAACUAGCAAACCUAUUGAAAUAUAUGGAGCAUUAGAGACCAAAUUAUAUAGAAUAUAGACAAUUUAUCAAAAAUAUACAAGUCAAGCCUUACAGCUGGUGGCAAGAAAUUAUCCUUAACAAUUGCUUUGAGAUUAGAUCCUAAAUUAAUAAAGAGGGAGACUUCAAUAGUAAUUUGCCUAGGCUUAAGAAUAAUGAAGCUGACUUCAUGUUCUAUAUAAACUUGAUAUCUGAGAAAUUGACUUGCAAGUAGCAGCAACUCGAUAAAUUUUAGAGCCUACUCUCAGACGAGCAGACUAAUUAUCUGACGAAGAGGGGAUUUAGAAAGUUUGUUCUAGAUCAAAGAGUAAACUUGACUAGAUUUGAAUGUCACUUAUUCAUAAAGUAUCUUGAGAAUGAUGGAAAGAUAUUCAAAAGUGAUCUGUUUGAGUUUCUUAGCAAUCCCUAUGAGUUCAAACCUUAAAAGUAAAAAAAUCAGCAUACUAAUGAGGAAAAGUAUUAAGAGAAUAAGCACCAGGUCCAAGAGUUCAAUGACUUCUUGCAUAUAAUCAAUAAUCACAUUCAGGAAAAUAGAUUUAACAUAGAAGAGUGGUUUAGAUGCUUUGAUUAACUCCACAAUGGAACUAUUGAUCUACAUGGAUUCAAUCAAGUAUUCAAAAACAUGUAAAUACCACUUUCCAAGAUAGAGAUUUAUUCUAUAUUCAAAUACUUGCUACAAAGACAAAAUCCAUCAAUGAAGAAUUUACAAGUAGGUGAUUAAUCAAGAUUGCACUUUUCAUCCUUCGUGAAGACUCUCAAUAUUAUCCAGAAGCAAUAAGAAAGAGAGGGUAUCACUUACAAUCUGCCCUUGUAAAAAGCAAUAUCUCAUUAAGACCUCGAUAUACAACCAAAUCUCAACUUGAAACAGAGAUAAUUGUAGAAAGGAGGAAAGAAAAUAACUGAUGAGGGUUAAAAUGACUUCAAUUAGACAUUCCUCUCAAUGAGUGAUAGAAACUACGAUGUAAAUAAAGAGAAUUUUAACAAAGUUAGCAAUGCAACUGCUGAUGAGUCCAAAAAGUUUGACAGAUGUAAAUCUGCAAUUAAGAUAGCUGACUUGAAGAUAAAAAUAGAGAAACUAGUGCAGAAAAAUUCUCAGAAUCUAUAGAAAAGUGGGCUGGGCAAUAUGGGAAGUACUCUGGGCAAAGCCUCUUAACUUAAAAUAAAUACCAUCAGAGAUGAAUUUGAAAAGGAAAAGUAAGAGAUGAGCAAACAACUUCAGAUGAAAAACAAGGAGAUAGAAGGAUUCAGCAAAGAACUUGAAAUCAUACUCAAAGAAAUGGAGGUACUGCAAAUCAAAUAGCAUAAUAAACCACAAAGACUAAGAAAUAACUGA
This is a messenger RNA of Stylonychia lemnae, 3912 nucleotides long. The record is from the annotation of a GenBank genome assembly. Lineage: Eukaryota; Ciliophora; Spirotrichea; Sporadotrichida; Oxytrichidae.